AUGUUGAACAACUUUGGUUUUGGUGAGAAAUGGAUAGGCUGGAUGAGGACUUGUGUUUCUACAACCAAGGUGUCUGUUUUGGUUAAUGGCUCACCCACAGACAAAUUUCAGCCACAGAAGGAGCUUCGGCAGGGUGAUCCCCUUUCACCUUUUUUGUUCAUUAUUGCAGCUGAAGCUCUCAAUCUACUAUUGGUUAGGGCAGUGGGGAUAGGCCUGUUUAGAGGUGCCUCAGUAGGAGGUAAUGAUCUGCGAAUUUCACAUCUUCAAUUUGCAGAUGAUACAAUAGUGUUUUGUGAAGGUGGUAUGGAGGAGGUGCUAAAUAUUGAAAGGUUGUUGAGGUGUUUUAAAGUGAUAUCCGGUAUGCCUCUAGGGGCCAAUCCUAAGUGGAAGAGCACCUGGAGUCCAAUAGUGGAGAAGUUAUCAGUGGGUAAUGGAAAGAGGAUUCAGUUUUGGACAGAUGCUUGGCUUAAUGGUAGAAGUUUGAAGGAGGAUUACCCCAGAUUGUAUAGCCUAUCCACUGAGAAGGAAGAAUCCUUAUUGCAAAUAAGUGCAAAAAAGAGUCUUGGGGUAUGGCAAUUUCAAUUUAGAAGACGUCUGCUGGCUUGGGAGGAUGAGGAAGUGAAGAGGCUGUCCGGAUUUCUGGAAUCAUCUCCUGCACUCAGGGAGGAAAUUGAAGACUCUUGUUCCUGGCUUGCAGAUAAAUCUGGGAAGUUUUCAGUAUCCUCAGUAUGGUGCUGGUGGGCUGCAGUUAAAGAAUCAGGUGUGAGGGUGCCAGCUGGGGUGUGGGAAAGUAUGGCAUCUCCAAAGAUGCAAUUCUUCUGCUGGUUGGCUUGGAGAGGCAGAGUAAAGACUUCGUCAUUCCUACAUAGGAUUGGGGUCUUACCUGCCAAUGCAGUGUCCCAGUGUGUGUUCUGUCAGAGUGAGGAGGAGUCUUUGGAGCAUGUGUUUUUGUUCUGUCCUCUGGUUUGGAAUUGCUGGGCAGCCAUGGUCAGUUGGUGGGAUCAGUCUUAG
Molecule: messenger RNA, 1011 nt
Organism: Camellia sinensis
Lineage: Eukaryota; Viridiplantae; Streptophyta; Magnoliopsida; Ericales; Theaceae
Source: RefSeq, a predicted model, not a curated record